ACCACAAUGGCCAGGCUCUUGUGAGGGAGCUGCCCGUGUCAGUGCAGAACGGCGUGCCUCAGCAGCAGAUCCAACCAAACACUGACACCCAGACGCAAGUGGAGGAAUAUGACACACUUCUGAGAAAAGAAAGGUCAAUGUGGACACUACAGCAGCUCUCUGGGGUAGUUGUCGGUCGUCGUGGAUUCCUGAGGCCCGUCUCUAUAGCAACCCAUUCCUCCUCCUGAGUACUGCUGCCAACUUACCCUCUCCACCACACAACAAAUCUCUCCUCAUCCCCCUGGCCAAUCGCCAGCCCUGCACAUUGUUGAAAUGGACACUGAGUCAACCCACUCGGGCUACUCCUAUCACUCCAGCCGCUCGGGGAGAUCAAACCGACAUGGCGAUCGGAGCCGUGAGCGGCACAAGGCAAGCAGUAAAGACAGCGUUCGCUCUGAGAGGUCCGUCGUCAUCAACCCCCCCGACACGCCCUCCCAGGAGUCCCCCGUUACCAAUGGAGAGCCCCUGCCAGGAGAACCCACACCAGCAGAAGAUCAGGGAGAUGAUGCCCAGGAUGAUAACUGGGGGGAGACCACCACCGCAGUGACAGGCACCUCAGAGCUGAGUAUUUCCCAGGAGGAAGUGGUUGGACUGGGGAAGGGAUUGCACGACCGGACUGAAGAUUUCCGCCGUUAUCUUCCCCUGGCUGUUGGCUCGUUGGUGGGGCUGCUGGUGCUGGCCACGCCCCUGGCCUUCCUGCUUCUUCCGGUUUUUAUGUGGCCAGACAGGCUGCAGGCUUGUGGCACAGCCUGUGAGGGCCUCUUCCUCUCCCUCGCCUUCAAGCUCCUCAUCCUCCUGAUGGCCAUGUGGGCCUUGUUUCUCAAGCCGGGCCGGGCAAGCCUGCCCCGAGUGUGUGUGUACCGUGCCUUCCUCACCACCCUCACACUCCUGCUCACCAUGUCUUAUUGGCUCUUCUUUGGGGUCCGGAUCCUUGAAGCACAGGAUGAGGACUACCAUGGGAUUGUCCAGUUUGCAGUGUCCCUGGUGGACUCCCAGCUGUUCGUCCACUACCUGGCGGUGGUGCUGCUGGAGCUCCGUCACCUCCAGCCCUGCUACAGCGUGUGUGUCAUCCGCUCCACUGACGGAGAGACACGUCACUACAACAUAGGACAGCUUAGCGUUCAAAAGGCCGCUCUAACCAUUUUGGAGUAUUACUACAGAGAUUUCCCUCUCCAUAACCCAGCCCUUCUCUCUGCCUCAAAGCAUCGGGCUGCCAAACACCUGGCUGGGUUGAAGGUCUACAACGUGGAUGCCCCGGGGAACACAGCAGGAGCGCAGCCUGGUAAUGGGAAUCAGUCCCGGGCCAUGGUUACAGCUGCCGCCAAACGCAAAGACAGCGCCCACAAUGAGCUGUACUACGAAGAGGCCGAUUACGAGAGAAGAGUCCGUAAACGUAGAGCAAGGCUGGUGGUGGCUGUGGAGGAGGCCUUCACACAUAUCCGGCGGAUGAAGAAAGAGGAUGAGCAGGCAACACCGUCUGACAUCAUGGAUGUGCGUGAAGCAGCUCUGGCUAUAUUUCCCUCUAUGGCGCGUGCCCUGCAAAAGUACCUCCGCACCACCAGGAGGCAGCACUGCCACAGCAUGGAGAGCAUCCAGAAGCACCUUGCUUUCUGUCUGGUCAACAACAUGAGCCCAAAGGCCUUUCUUGAGGGCUACCUGGCUCCUGGACCGACCCUGCAGUACGGGCCUGAGCGCUGGAUGGCUGACCAGUGGACUUUGGUCAGCGAGGCUUCUGUCACCAGUGGUUUAAAGGAAGGGUCAGAUUUCCUGCUGAGAUGUCUUGACUUUAACUUAGCUGUGACUGUCAAGGGCAUCCCUUACAUCCGUCUGACUGAGGAGUUCAUCGACCCCAAGUCUCACAAGUUUAUACUUCUGCUCCAAUCAGAAACCUCAGUUUAACACAGUGCUGGAUUUACAGGACAAUUUUUCCAAAAAUAACUUUUUGUACUGUUUUUUUGUACUUUAUGCUUGUGUAAUUUUCCACAUUGAGUAACUUUGUGUCCCUGUCUUUGUCCUGGUCGACAUAAAAGACGAUAAAUGACAGGAGACGGUAGAGAUGCUUGGAUUUCUCUGUCCUGAUAAGUCCAGAACACAGUCUGGUUUUCCUAUAUGCAGUACAGACGACCCUCACAAAUGUACAUCUUCCUUUUACUUGCAUGUGCCAGGGUGUGCCUGCGUGGGGGAGUUCAUGAUUUAGGUGGAGUGUGUUUUCACACCUUUAGGGGUGUAGAUACCACACCAAAUCGGUCUCGACCUGUCUCUUCUUUCUCCUUACCAUACUGACCAGGAUAUUUGAUAAAAACCUAAACCCUUUUCACCAAAACUUCUCAUUUUGAGUCUAAGCCACGAUUAUUUAACUGUCCUGUAUUACAGAUUUAUGUACAGUAUUUAUAUGUGAAUAUUUGUUAUCCCUCCAGACUUUUUAUAUCAAAAUUGUGCAUUGCUUGAAUGAUUUCUUUUUUUUAACCUUGUCAAACAUUGUCUUUUAUUUUGUAUCUGAGCUGUAUUUGUGAAGAUAAACUGGACUGUGAACAGAA
Messenger RNA from Gymnodraco acuticeps, 2576 nucleotides. Its product is annotated as vang-like protein 1. The transcript is spliced from 9 exons. The coding region runs from base 313 to 1938 and encodes 541 amino acids. Gene Ontology annotation, cellular component: plasma membrane. Lineage: Eukaryota; Metazoa; Chordata; Actinopteri; Perciformes; Bathydraconidae. The record is from RefSeq and is a predicted model, not a curated record. Gene Ontology annotation, biological process: multicellular organism development.